Colletotrichum lupini is the source of this 1800-nucleotide messenger RNA. RefSeq lists its product as uncharacterized. The record is from RefSeq and is a predicted model, not a curated record. Gene Ontology annotation, biological process: cell surface receptor signaling pathway; adenylate cyclase-activating G protein-coupled receptor signaling pathway. The transcript is spliced from 3 exons. Gene Ontology annotation, cellular component: plasma membrane. Gene Ontology annotation, molecular function: G protein-coupled receptor activity. The coding region runs from base 1 to 1800 and encodes 599 amino acids. NCBI's taxonomy places the organism in Eukaryota, Fungi, Ascomycota, Sordariomycetes, Glomerellales, Glomerellaceae.
AUGCCCCGUGACUCCAUCAAUGUAACGAACAGCCAAUCCCGCCCAGUCCACGGUUCUGGUUUAGCAGCGCACUGGCUUUUGGUACAAGAUGAUACCCAUUUCCACCCGUCGCCCGCGAGGCUCGCUCGCGUGGAUGCCAACCAACAUCCAUUGGCGUGCGGGUUCACGAUGGCCUUCGAUGCGGCAGUCGCAUCUGUCACACUGACGGGCAGCAUACUUUCGUUCCUCGCGACAACAGGUGUAUUAAUCUCAUUCGCUCUCUACCAUGAGCAUCAGCGAUCUUUCCGCCAUGCUCUCGUCCUGAAUCUGACGUUAGCCGAGUUCAUCAACUCACUUGGCAACACGAUUUCGGGCAUCAUCUACAUCAAGAACAAAGAACUUCAACCGGGCGCAGCAUGCGUGCUCAACGGCAUGGUCGGCCAGCUCUCGGUACAGGCAUCCGACUUCUCUAUCCUCGCCAUCGCGGUCGUCACCUUCCUCACCAUAACACGGAAAACCUACAUGCCGAAUGCAUCGACCUUCCGAAAGGUCAUGAUCUGCCUCUCCGUCUGGGUCGUACCGCUCAUCACCAGCACGACAGCGACUCUCAUGGGUACCAUGAAACCCGUGAGCGGAAAUUGGUGCUGGAUAACCCGAGAACGGCCCGAUCUUCGAUACGCACUAACGCACGGGUGGCGCUUCGGCAUCAUCUUCACCACGAUUCUCAUUUACCUCUACGUCUGGUGGUACCUCGGACGACACUUUCGCACAAUGGUCAGCACAUCUGAUCCGUUGUACAAUAGCGGAAACUCGAACGGUAACGUCGUCACAUCAUCGAUACGGAAGAAGCAGGGAUUCGAAUCAAUUCAUACCCCCGAGCUGGAGAUGGACCAGUUUGAGCGAGCGAACCCGACUUGGGGUGAGCUGCCACAGUUCUCGCCGACCCAGCAAGCUCAGCCAACGUCGCCUGUCGCACUGAGGAGCGCGCCAGCUGCCAUGGCCAGAAGACCAUCGGCCACUGAAGUCGAUGAAGAUAAGGAAGUUCAAGUACAACCAGGCGGCAGGCGGCCAUCGGCGAUCAGAAUGGCACACUUCGCUGAAGACAAGAUCGACGAAGAGCCGACAGGCGAGCAAGAGCCGGGCCGGAAGAUGUCGGCAAGGAUAUCACGAUUCGACGACCAUGACAUGGACAUGAGCCAAGCCUCCGAGGCGCGGUUCUCUUACCUCGAUCAAGAGGAUAAGCUGCACAAGAGCGCUUCCGGGGGCCCGUCACACCUUCAGAAGGACAUGCUCCCACCAGCAGCAAUUGCUGCCCAAGCACAAUUUGCUCAAUACCGCAUGGAUAGCGGACCGCCGAGGCGGCCGUCGGUAUCCAUUUGGAAGAAGACUCACAGGAGCAGAAGCUCUACAUUAUCAGCAUUAUCAUUCAAGAUGCCGGGGACCCGGGAAAUGCAAUCCCGAGACUUCCCGACGAACCCGACCCUCGAUCACGUCGACAGCAGAAAGAGCGCGCCGCAGAACGUGACCGCAACAAUGAUGAGCGACUUCCCCAUCCGAACGCAGACGAGGAAAGUCGAGCGUGAGAUCAAGCGCAUGAUGCUCCUCAACGCUUACCCGGUCAUGUAUGUGGUGCUCUGGAUCCCGGGUCUCGUCAACAGAUUGAUGGAGGCGUCGGGAAACGGCUCGCAAAGUCGCGUUCUGGCGGCGCUGCAGAGCUCAAGUCAGUUUAUCGGUUUGGCGAAUGCAAUCACCUAUGGCUUCAAUCAGCAUGUAAGGCAUAGGAUAAAGGGCGACUUUUUCACAUGGCUACGUCGAAGAUGA